CAUUAUACCAUAUAUAAAAUAAAAUGUGUGAAAAGCUUCAAUAACUGAGGUGAUGUGAUGUGAUAAUCUCUAGGCUUUCCUUAUUGUAACCACAAUAAAAUAUAUCUUAUGUGUAUACCGCCAAGUGAUAGUAUUUUUAAGAUCUUCAAAAUUAUUAUAAUAAAUAUAUUGGAUAGAAAAUUAAAUAAAUUACGUAUAUAGUGGAAUGAGUGUUACAAGUUUACCCCGUCGCAGGGGCAUACACUAUCACAAUAUAUUCACAAACAGUAUUGAGUUCGGUUAUAAAUAUUGGUACGCACUUGCUGUGUUAAUAUUACUUUUUUUGGAUGUUAGUAGUUAUGAAAAAAUUUAUAGUCCAAUCGAAAAGCAGCGCUAUGAUGGCUGGUACAAUAAUCUUGCACAUCCGGACUGGGGUUCCGUAGAUAGUCAUUUGGUGCGCAAAGCACCACCUUCAUAUUCAGAUGGUGUAUAUGCAAUGGCAGGUUCAAAUCGUCCAUCAACGAGACGGCUAAGCCGUCUUUUUAUGGGAGGACGUGAUGGUCUUGGUUCUAAACAUAACCGGACUGCACUUUUAGCAUUUUUUGGCCAAGUGGUGGCAAAUGAAAUUGUGAUGGCAUCUGAAUCAGGUUGUCCCAUAGAAAUGCAUCGCAUUGAAAUUGAAAAAUGUGAUGAUAUGUACGACAAGGAAUGUCGUGGUGAUAAAUACAUACCAUUUCAUCGAGCAGCAUAUGAUCGUAAAACAGGACAAAGUCCAAAUGCUCCCAGAGAACAGAUCAAUCAAAUGACUGCUUGGAUUGAUGGUAGUUUCAUUUAUAGUACCUCAGAGGCUUGGCUUAAUGCCAUGAGAACCUUUCAUAAUGGUACAAUGUUAACAGAAAAGGGCGGAAAAAUGCCUAUUAGAAAUACAAUGCGUGUACCUUUAUUUAAUAAUCCAGUGCCAAAUGUUAUGAAGAUGUUAAGUCCAGAGCGUUUAUUUUUAUUAGGAGAUCCACGUACAAAUCAAAAUCCUGCAAUAUUGUCAUUUGCCAUACUCUUUUUACGUUGGCACAACACAGUUGCUCAACGCAUUAAGAACACCCACGCCGAUUGGAGCGAUGAAGAUAUUUUCCAACGUGCGCGGCACACUGUUAAAGCCACUUUACAAAAUAUUAUUAUGUAUGAAUAUCUGCCUGCCUUUUUGGGUACCGAACUGCCACCGUACGACGGCUAUAAGCAAGAUGUGCAUCCCGGUAUUGGACACAUUUUUCAAGCAGCUGCCUUCCGUUUUGGACACACAAUGAUUCCGCCUGGAAUUUAUCGCCGCGAUUCCAAGUGUAAUUAUAAGAAAACGCCUAUGGGUUAUCCGGCUAUACGUUUGUGCUCAACUUGGUGGGAUUCGAGCGAAUUUUUUACUGAUACCACAGUUGAAGAAGUUUUAAUGGGAUUAGCAUCACAAAUUUCGGAACGUGAAGAUCCAGUAUUAUGUUCGGAUGUGCGUGACAAACUGUUUGGACCAAUGGAAUUCACAAGACGUGAUUUGGGUGCAUUAAACAUAAUGCGUGGACGUGAUAAUGGUCUACCAGAUUACAAUACAGCACGGGAAGCAUUUGGGUUACCAGUACGUAAGGAUUGGAUGGACAUUAAUCCAGAGUUAUUUGAAAAAGAACCAGAUUUACUAAGAAUGCUGAUAUCAGCCUACAACAAUCAACUUGAUAAUGUCGAUGUUUAUGUUGGCGGCAUGUUGGAGUCAUACGGUCAACCAGGUGAAUUAUUUACGGCUGUGAUUAAAGAACAAUUCAUACGCUUACGUGACGCUGAUCGCUUUUGGUUUGAAAAUGUGAGGAAUGGUAUUUUCACACCUAAAGAAAUUGCAGAAAUACGUAAGAUAACAUUAUACGACAUUAUAGUUAAUAGCACCGAUAUUAAUGUGGAAGAUAUACAAGCUGAUGUUUUUAUGUGGCAUGCGGGUGAUCCAUGUCCUCAACCUAUGCAACUAAAUGCCACUGAACUAGAACCUUGCAAUUACCUGGAAGGUUAUGAUUAUUUCUCUGGUUCAGAGCUGAUGUUUAUAUAUGUUUGUGUGUUUCUGGGAUUUGUUCCCAUAUUAUGUGCUGGCGCUGGCUACUGUGUGGUCAAGUUGCAAAAUAGUAAACGGAGAAAACUAAAGAUACGCCAAGAAGCAUUGCGUUCACCACAACAUAAAGGUUCAGUAGACAAGAUGUUAGCACGUGAAUGGCUUCAUGCAAACCAUAAACGUCUAGUUACAGUCAAGUUUGGACCAGAAGCAGCCAUUUAUACUGUGGAUCGAAAAGGGGAAAAAUUACGUACAUUCAGCUUGAAAAGUAUUGACGUAGUCACAGUUGAGGAAUCUGCCACAAAUCACAUUAAAAAGAAACCUUACAUUUUGAUGCGUGUACCAAAUGAUCAUGACUUGGUUUUGGAGCUAGAAUCUUAUGGUGCACGUCGUAAAUUUGUGAAAAAAUUAGAAGAUUUCUUAGCAUUGCAUAAAAAGGAAAUGACUUUGGUUGAGGUUAAUCGUGAUAUUAUGCUAGCACGUGCUGAGACACGUGAACGUAGACAAAAACGUUUAGAAUACUUUUUCCGUGAAGCAUACGCUUUAACUUUUGGACUACGUCCCGGCGAGCGUCGUCGUCGUUCCGAUGCGUCAACAGAUGGUGAAGUCAUGACGGUCAUGCGCACAAGUUUGUCUAAAGCUGAAUUUGCUGCUGCCUUAGGCAUGAAACCAAAUGAUAUGUUUGUGCGUAAAAUGUUCAACAUAGUAGAUAAAGAUCAAGAUGGACGUAUUAGUUUUCAAGAAUUCCUCGAAACCGUUGUUCUCUUUUCACGUGGCAAAACAGACGACAAGCUACGUAUAAUCUUCGAUAUGUGUGACAACGAUCGGAAUGGUGUUAUCGAUAAAGGCGAACUAAGCGAAAUGAUGCGUUCUUUGGUGGAAAUUGCGCGAACCACUAGUUUAGGUGACGAUCAAGUAACAGAACUGAUUGAUGGCAUGUUUCAAGACGUUGGCUUGGAGCAUAAAAAUCAUCUAACAUAUCAAGAUUUUAAGCUUAUGAUGAAAGAAUAUAAGGGAGACUUUGUGGCUAUUGGUCUAGAUUGCAAAGGGGCCAAGCAAAACUUUUUAGAUACAUCCACAAAUGUUGCACGUAUGACUUCCUUUAAUAUUGAACCUAUGCAAGACAAGCCGCGUCAUUGGAUACAAGAGAAAUGGGAUAGCUAUAUUACGUUUCUGGAAGAGAACCGACAGAAUAUAUUUUAUUUGUUUCUCUUUUAUGUUGUUACCAUCGUUUUAUUUGUGGAGAGAUUUAUACAUUAUUCCUUUAUGGCAGAGCAUACGGAUUUGAGACACAUAAUGGGUGUGGGUAUAGCCAUAACGCGUGGUUCUGCCGCUUCACUCAGCUUCUGUUAUUCAUUGCUAUUAUUAACAAUGUCGAGAAAUUUAAUCACUAAGCUAAAGGAGUUUCCAAUUCAACAGUAUAUUCCGCUGGAUUCUCAUAUACAAUUUCACAAGAUAGCCGCUUGUACAGCAUUAUUCUUUUCGGUGCUGCAUACUGUAGGGCACAUUGUUAAUUUCUAUCAUGUAUCCACGCAAUCGCAUGAGAAUUUACGUUGUUUAACAAGAGAAGUACAUUUUGCAUCCGACUAUAAGCCUGACAUCACAUUUUGGUUAUUCCAAACAGUUACAGGCACAACUGGGGUCUUACUCUUCAUUAUAAUGUGCAUAAUAUUCGUCUUUGCUCAUCCAACGAUACGUAAAAAAGCUUAUAAAUUCUUUUGGAACAUGCAUUCGCUAUAUAUUGGCUUGUAUUUACUAAGUUUAAUACAUGGUCUCGCACGUUUGACUGGCCCACCAAGAUUUUGGAUGUUCUUUUUAGGACCAGGCAUAAUAUAUACAUUGGAUAAAAUUGUCUCAUUACGCACCAAAUAUAUGGCAUUGGAUGUUAUGGAAACUGAUUUACUGCCAUCAGAUGUUAUUAAAAUAAAAUUCUAUCGUCCACCUAAUCUUAAAUAUUUAUCUGGACAAUGGGUACGUUUGUCCUGCACUGCCUUCAGACCACAUGAAAUGCAUAGUUUUACGUUAACCUCUGCACCACAUGAAAACUUUUUAAGCUGCCACAUUAAAGCGCAAGGCCCAUGGACCUGGAAAUUACGCAACUACUUCGAUCCAUGCAAUUAUAAUCCCGAGGAUCAACCGAAAAUUCGAAUUGAAGGUCCUUUCGGUGGUGGUAAUCAGGAUUGGUACAAAUUCGAAGUAGCUGUUAUGGUGGGCGGUGGCAUAGGUGUCACGCCAUACGCAUCGAUUCUCAAUGAUUUAGUUUUUGGUACCAGCACAAAUCGUUAUUCCGGUGUUGCUUGUAAAAAAGUUUAUUUUCUAUGGAUAUGCCCUUCACAUAAACAUUUUGAAUGGUUUAUCGAUGUGUUGCGAGAUGUGGAGAAGAAAGAUGUUACAAAUGUUCUCGAAAUACACAUAUUCAUAACGCAAUUCUUUCACAAAUUUGAUUUAAGAACUACAAUGCUGUAUAUUUGCGAAAAUCACUUUCAACGUCUAUCGAAAACAUCUAUUUUUACUGGUCUAAAGGCUGUUAAUCACUUUGGUCGGCCCGAUAUGUCGAGCUUUUUGAAAUUCGUACAAAAGAAACAUUCAUAUGUCUCUAAAAUAGGCGUUUUCUCAUGUGGACCACGCCCUCUAACCAAAAGUGUUAUGUCGGCAUGCGAUGAAGUGAACAAAACAAGAAAACUACCUUAUUUCAUACAUCAUUUCGAAAACUUCGGUUAAAACGUUAUUGGACGUAACAGCAUAUAACAACGAAACAAUACGAGUACAGGAUUACUUCUAAGGACUUUAGUCCAAAGCAUUUAAGCGACAUGUAAAACCGAAAACGCAUACAACAAUUGACACUUUGCGCUGCCAACUUAGCUAAAGUUUUUCAUUGGAAAUUGAAAUUGUUUACUUGUUCUCCCUUUCCGGAACUGUCAUACUCUCUCUACAACGAAACAUCUACAUUUUUUUAUUAUUUUCUUAUUUUUUGCGUUCUAAUUUUAUGUUUUCUUUUAUAUAACUACCAUGCAACAAUGCAAACAUGUAACCAAUAUCACCGCCAACAUUACAAACAUGCAACUAUCACUACCACUAAAAGAACUGCAGCUAAUGCAAUUUAUUUAUUGAAAUUCUUUUUGUUAUGAAUGUUAGUUAUGGAUCUAUGAUGAUCGUGUAUCUGAUAUAAUUUAUUAAAAAAAAAAUUAAAUAUAUAUUUGUAUAAUUCAAUUAAA
Teleopsis dalmanni is the source of this 5268-nucleotide messenger RNA. It is a transcript of the gene Duox, whose product is annotated as dual oxidase. The transcript is spliced from 12 exons. The coding region runs from base 206 to 4774 and encodes 1522 amino acids. Gene Ontology annotation, biological process: response to oxidative stress. The record is from RefSeq and is a predicted model, not a curated record. Lineage: Eukaryota; Metazoa; Arthropoda; Insecta; Diptera; Diopsidae. Gene Ontology annotation, molecular function: calcium ion binding; heme binding; peroxidase activity.